Molecule: messenger RNA, 1586 nt
Organism: Oryza brachyantha (malo sina)
Lineage: Eukaryota; Viridiplantae; Streptophyta; Magnoliopsida; Poales; Poaceae
Product: extensin-like
Exons: 2
Coding region: 72-1190 (372 amino acids)
Source: RefSeq, a predicted model, not a curated record
AGCUCGCUUGCCCGGGCGAAAGCUUUACACACAGAGGGGGGAGAGUGUGUAGUGCAGUGAGGUGAGUGAGAAUGGGUGGCAAAGCCGCUCUCGUGAUGGCCCUCGUGGCCAUGAGCGUGGUUCUGGAGGCCACGGCGGACGCCGGCUACGGCGGCGGGUACACCCCGACGCCGAAGCCCGCCCCGAAGCCGGAGAAGCCGCCGCACAAGCCGCCGCACCACCACGACAAGCCGCCACCCAAGGAGCACAAGCCGCCGUCCGGCCACAAGCCCCCGGCCUACACUCCGCCCACCUACACCCCGACGCCCAAGCCGACUCCGACUCCACCGACGUACACGCCGACACCGCCAACGUACACCCCUACUCCCAAGCCGACUCCUCCCACAUACACGCCCACUCCUAAGCCGACUCCUCCGACGUACACUCCCACUCCUCCUACCACAUACCCCAAGCCGACGCCGCCAACCUACAAGCCAACGCCUCCUACAUACCCCAAGCCGACGCCGCCAACCUACAAGCCAUCGCCUCCUACAUACCCCAAGCCGACGCCGCCAGCGUACCAGCCCCAGCCGAAGCCAACACCUCCUACGUACCCCAAGCCGACGCCGCCGGCGUACCAGCCGCACCCGAAGCCGACACCUACAUACCCCAAGCCAACUCCUCCAACGUACCCUAAGCCUACUCCGCCAACCUACCCCAAGCCGACUCCUCCAGCGUACCCCAAGCCGACACCGCCAACGUACCAGCCGCACCCGAAGCCAACUCCUACGUACCCCAAGCCGACUCCUCCAACGUACCCCAAGCCGACGCCGCCAACGUACCAGCCGCACCCGAAGCCCACUCCAUCGUACCCCAAGCCGACUCCGCCAGCCUACCCCAAGCCGACUCCUCCAGCGUACCCCAAGCCGACGCCGCCAACGUACCAGCCGCACCCGAAGCCCACUCCAUCGUACCCCAAGCCGACUCCACCAACGUACCCCAAGCCGACUCCACCAGCGUACCCCAAGCCGACGCCGCCAGCGUACCAGCCGCAUCCCAAGCCGAAUCCUCCAGCCUACACUCCCACCCCGAAGCCCACGCCCACGCCGCCGACCUACACUCCGGCGCCGCCAACGUACACCCCGAAGCCGAACCCUCCCUACCACAAGCCGCCGCCGACCUACACCCCCGGCCCGCCGCCGCCGUACUAAGUUGCAUUCCGCCGCCGCGCUCUCCGUCACGUUCCGAGCAGAGAAGGUGACCGACCGAUGGACCAAAGUGUUGUGCGAGAGGCCACAAGACGAGACGCGAGGGGGCUUCGAUCCCUGAGUUGCUGCAUGCAUUGCCAACAAGCUGCUGCUGCUGCUGCGUCGUUUACCUAUAGCUUAGGGCCAAAAUAUGUUGCGAGGAGAAAUAAUGCCUUGAGUUUCAGAUUGCUCCAGUGCUCUCUCCCUUAGAUGGUGUGAUGUGAUGUGUUGUGUUGGUCGACUUUGUACUGUUCGUCCGGUCUAGCCGUGUGGUCCGUGGUAAUUUGUAUGGUAUUGUUGUGUUACGGUAUAACCCCAAAAAUAAACAGCGGAAAUGGAAGUAAAACCUGUUUUCCUUAA